Molecule: messenger RNA, 2304 nt
Organism: Melanotaenia boesemani (Boeseman's rainbowfish)
Lineage: Eukaryota; Metazoa; Chordata; Actinopteri; Atheriniformes; Melanotaeniidae
Gene: pcolce2b
Product: procollagen C-endopeptidase enhancer 2b
Exons: 9
Coding region: 11-1399 (462 amino acids)
Molecular function (GO): protein binding
Source: RefSeq, a predicted model, not a curated record
CACUAUAUUCAUGUACUUGAGCUUGCAGUCGCUCAAACUCCCUACUGGAACUCCUGGGUACUUUUCCUCACCGUUUCAGCUGCUGAGCACAAUGCCACUCAUGCCACGGAGCGAAAACAGGACAAGCGCCUGCUCCAUCUUCCCAACAAUGUGGAGAACAUGCAGUAUUUUCUGCGCAUGGACUCUACUGUUCUUGACAGAAGUCUGUGCGCAGUCUCAGCGGAGAACAAUCUUCGCAUGUGGCGGAAACAUCACAGGAGAGUCUGGAGUGAUCGGGAGCCAAGGGUACCCAGGAGUUUACCCUCCAAAUACCAAAUGUGUAUGGAGAAUCACAGUCCCUGAAGGCAGAGUGGUGGUGUUAUCAUUUCGCUUCAUUGAUUUGGAGAGUGACAACCUGUGUCGCUAUGACUACGUGGAUGUUUACAGUGGCCAUGUCAAUGGGCAGAGACUUGGUCGCUUCUGUGGGACAUUCAAGCCAGGAGCCCUCGUUUCCACAGGCAACAAGAUGCUCCUGCAGAUGAUAUCUGAUGCCAACACUGCAGGGAGUGGCUUUCUUGCUGUUUUCUCCGCUGCUCACCCUCAUGAGAGAGGGGACCAGUACUGUGGAGGCCGACUGGAUAAGCCCUCUGGGACUUUCAAAACACCUAACUGGCCUGACAAAGACUACCCCGCUGGGGUCACCUGCUCCUGGCAUAUAGUGGCACCAAAGAAUCAGAUUAUUGAAGUAAAGUUUGAAAAGUUUGAUGUGGAACGAGAUAACUACUGCCGCUACGACCACGUCUCCAUUUUCAAUGGGGCAGAAAUAAACGACGCAAAGAGAAUUGGCAAAUACUGUGGUGACAGCCCCCCAGCGCCAGUUUUCUCAGAGGGGAAUCAGCUCCUGAUCCAGUUCCUGUCGGAUCUUAGUCUGACUGCAGAUGGCUUCAUCGGACACUACAAGUUCAGACCAAAGAAAUCCCCCCCUACCACCAUAGCACCUACCACCACAACACUACCAGCCACUACCAGGCCUAUACCUCUGAAGUACUCUGUUGCCCUGUGUCAGCAGAAAUGUAAAAGACGAGGAACACUUGAGAGUAAUUACUGCUCCAGCAAUUUUGUGAUAACUGGGACAGUCAUUACUGCUGUGAUAAAGGGAGGAAGCAUGUAUGCCACUGUCUCCAUCAUCAAUGUGUUUAAAGAAGGCAGCCUGGUAAUCCAGCAAGCAGGAAAAACUAUGAGCACCAAGAUUAUCAUCCUGUGCAAAAAGUGCCCAUUCAUCAGAAGAGGCUUGAACUACAUCUUCAUGGGACAGGUGGACGACGAGGGCCGGGGGAAAAUUGGCCCACACCACUUUGUCAUGGCCUUCAAGGCAAAGAACCAGAAAGGACUCAAUGUUCUGAAAAACAAGCAGUGCUGAGUUCCAGUAGCUCUGAGGAUCUCCUCUGAACUGGCCUCCCUGCGGCUCAGAAACAGUUAAGCAGAAAACAAAUCCCCUUCUCAAUGACACCAACACACACCACAAAAUAAAACUGAAUCUGGAUAGAGAGCUGCCAGCAAAAUAUAGAAUAUGCAUGAUUUAUUCACUUAAAGGAAAAUCCCAUUAGCUUUUGUAUUUUGUUGCAGUUUGUUUGUUUUUUGGAGCACUGAGUUAUUCCAGCCAGUCUUCUGUUAACAACAGUCUGUCAUUGUGUUUUGCAAACCGAGAUUAGGGUGUUGAAAUUUCCACUUCUCUUCACAGAUCAUUCCCAGCCUAGUCACAUUCCUGUCUAGCUCCUAGUGGGGGCUUAAAUCGUAGCUAGUAUGAGAAACAUUUUCUGUGUGCACAUCUGUUUUGAUGUCCCAUAGUGGCACUUGUAGCCUCCUAUCAUUCUAUUCUGCCUUUUUCACUCCCUCCACUUCAAGUCUACAGAAUACAACAGGAAUCAAGACCAGGAUCAAUGCUUUAAACAAAGAUCUGUCCAGCAAAAUCAUCCCAGAUUUGACAAGAAUUGCUAGUAUGUGCAGGGGAGUAAUUGCAGUCUUUAUGAUAAUGAUGAUGUCAACGUCUUGUCUUCGGUUUUCAUGAGAAAGGUUGGAUGUUGUAAAUGUGGUGAUUAAAGUGCAAUAUUUAACAUGUUUAAAAUUCCUUUAAAAAGAUUUGCCUGAUUUUAUGUGAAACCUUCCGAGCCAAAGCUCUUUUCUGUAGUUUAUGGAUGCCAUCAGUGCACGUCAUUACUUACUGUAAUUGUUUUAAAGGCAAAAGAUAUUUUCAUAAGGAAAAAGUUUAUGGAUAUUAUUUAUAUUUUAUUGUUUUCAUCUGCCCAAAUAAACUUCUUUAACAUU